Molecule: messenger RNA, 3065 nt
Organism: Thunnus maccoyii (southern bluefin tuna)
Lineage: Eukaryota; Metazoa; Chordata; Actinopteri; Scombriformes; Scombridae
Product: interaptin-like
Exons: 1
Coding region: 390-1805 (471 amino acids)
Source: RefSeq, a predicted model, not a curated record
CUCAUUUGCAUUUUGAGUUGUUUGCCUUCUAAGUUAUUAUGAAUGCUGUGCAAAUGGAAAAAAAAACCCCUCAAUCAUCAUUUGAGAAGACAGAGGAAUGAUGACGCCACCUGAUUUAAUUCACUUUUAUAUUCUCCUUGAGGAGAAAAGAUCUCACAAGUACGAGAUAACAGUUUUGUUUUAUCAUAUUUUAUUGCAUGGUUUAUUUUGAUAGUUGUUAUUAAGCUUUUGAGCUUGUAAAGUGAUGCUCACAAAUAAUUCCAGUGUUUGUAGUUGUAAAUCAACCUUUGUUAACCUAUGAAAGAAAAAAUCUGCAUGAAAAAUUCAAGUUUGUGAAUCUGUAGAAAAGAUUUGGAUUUGUAAAAAAAUAAAUAAAUAAAAAUAUGUAAAUGAAAAAAACCUAUGUGAAACACGUCGCUGAAAGUUCCCACACUGUGUGUAACACUGAUGUUAUGAAUUUUGACCCUGUUUUGACAGCUGAAUCUGAUUGGUCAAAGGUAGAGUCAAAUCAACAACUUGAUGCCCUGAAACUCCAAAUGCACGUGCUCGAGAGCCAGCUUGAGAGCACUGAAAGUUUGGAGGAAGUAAGGGAAACUAUGAAAGCAGAAGAAAAGGCUGCAAUGGAAGAAUAUUGCGCCAUGCAACAAAAAUUACAGGAGAUCUGCGAGAGGGCCACAAGAAAUAGCACUAUACACAUGAUGUGUAAUGCUAAGAAAGUAUCAAAGGAGAUGUAUGAGCGUUACAGCGAUACUCUGCGGCAACAAAUUCGAGACCUUGAGCACACGCUGUGUGACAAAGCCGAGGAAGAGCUGAAAGCAGAGAGCGAAGCCAAGAGAGAACAAUAUGAGGCGCUUCAAAAAGAAUUUCAGUGCCUGCAGGAAAAACUCCGAAAAGAAAGACCUUCGGAGGAAAGGUGUGCUGCAAUGAAAGAGGAGACAGAGAUAAUGAAACAGCAAAAUGACGCCAUGCAGAAAGAAAUCCUGGGGCUCAGAGAGAAGCAUGAAAGUGUGAAAGCUUUGGAAGAAUCCUUUAAUGCAGAGAAAGCAGAGAAAGAGGCAAUCAGCCAACAGAACGACACUCUGCGACAGCGCAUCGAGGAGGUAUACACGUACAUCCAGAGUGAAAAUGCUUUGCAUGAAAUGGAAGACGCAAUUAAUGUGUCACUACAAGCCAUAACCCAUCAAAAUGAGAUCCUGUAUCAGGAACUCCAAAAGCUUAACAGUGAGUACAAACAAGCUAAUAUUUGGGGUGUCAUGUGCAGGGAAAAGAUGAGCCACAUAGAAGAUCUGAGCAGAGAAAAUGACGGUUUGAAACAGCAAAUCGAGGUCGUCAGCAGACUUCUCCAGAUCAGAAAAACCGAGAAAGACAAAUAUGAAGAGCUGAAAGCUGCGAAGAAAGUCCUGCAGGCACAAAGUAGAGUCCUAACUAAAACACAUAACGAACUCCACGCAAAGUUUCUAAAGGAAGAAGAAUGGAGUAACAAGCAUGACGCGUUGAGAGAGGAGACGGAAGCCUUGAGGGAAAACAACAACAUAAUGAAUCAAGAAAUUCGGAUUUUCAACGAGCAGCUGGAAAAUCUAAGCGUCCUAAAGGCGAAUUAUAAAUCAAUGAAGGCGGAGAAAAAAGCUCUAACCAGCCAAAACAACAAGCUCGAGAAAAAAAUCCACGAGCUGGAUAAACAGCUCUCAAAGGAACAAGACUUGGAGCAAAAGAUUAAUAUGAUAAAAGGAGAGAACAUCACUCUGAGCCAAGAAAAUCUAACUCUGCAACAGAGGGUUCAGGAACUCUCCGACCACCUCCAAUGAGAAAAAGUUUUUCGACAUCAUGUAUAAGUCGCUUAAGGUGGAGAAAGACGCCAUGAUCCAGCAAAACAACGCCCUUUGAGAAAAGGUUCAGAAGCUGAACAAAAAAAGUGGAAGGAGAGUCGUUUUCGAGGCGGAUCAGACAGCGACGACGGCGGCGAGGGAGAGCAUGAGCAGACAAUACUUGGACCUAAGACAAGAAAUGCAAGAGAUGAACGUAUCCUAAAGGGUUUUAAGAAGAUAUAUGUUUACAUAUAUUUCAGUUUUUUACAAGGGCCACACAGUAUUUUAAUGGUUAAAACUCAGACUCCACACACAAAGGGUUCGAUUCCUUGUUCUGAUCUUUCUUUGUGGAGUCUGAGUUUCCUUCCACAUCUAGAAUGUAUUUAGUGUUCAUUUUGAUAUCACUGUUUAUCAUUUGAUGUCAGACGGCUAAAACGGCUAAAAACCCCACUUAACAUCAUUUUUUCACCUUGAUACUUUAUGAAGUUUCCUAAUGUUAUGAGAAUGGGCUAUAAAUAUGAUUUUCAACGGUUUCAGACGCCCAUUACAAAAAAUUACCUCUGCUUGGGGUUUUAGAGACCCGGCUGUAAAACAGCUAGCAGAAUGCAAAACACGAGGCGCACUACACUGCCUUUUUUGUUGAAGCCCACAAUUACUCCAAGCCUGCUCAUGUUCAUAUCAUGGUAACUUCAGAAAAGUCAUAUAGCUCCCAGUAUCCAGCCAUAGUCACAAUUAGUUUGUCCUCCAUGAUUGUUGUCACCACCACAGAAGGCCACCUCUCAAUUCAUCUGAUCGGACAAUGGGAAAAAAAGGCUACGGAUGUCGGGCGCUUUUCUGCUCUGAGUUGAAGUUUAUUCAACUCGAGGCAUUCAAGGCACUCCUGCAAAAAUGCGAGUUGCUCAGCAACGCAAAAGCAGCAAGCAAAAAGCUUCACUCAUUGAAAACAAUUACACAAAGCUGGGCUGCUAAAUCUGACGGGGACCUUACACAGUACUACACCUCCCGGAUCUCAAAUAAGUAUACAACAGUUCAUACAAGCACCCUUUCUAUAAGUAACAUACAUAGUUUCUGGUGUUGACACCUCUAGAAAAAUAGCUGUGCACGCUUCAGUAUCCUUUGUCUUGACAACUCUUUUUACUUACAACUUUUACAACUCUAAUUCAGGCCCUCUAAUAUGUUUACCACCAGUAAACAUAUUAGAGGGCUAUUAGAUGUUUCCAACAAUUUUCAAACCUAGAGAAAUCCGUAAUUUUAAUCAAG